Molecule: messenger RNA, 1044 nt
Organism: Lotus japonicus
Lineage: Eukaryota; Viridiplantae; Streptophyta; Magnoliopsida; Fabales; Fabaceae
Exons: 1
Coding region: 1-1044 (347 amino acids)
Source: RefSeq, a predicted model, not a curated record
AUGGCUGGUGAGGCUUCUGGUGACCUAAACUUGUCACGUGGUUCUAAUUUUGGAGAUGAUGGGAGAGUGACUUUGAAGCAGGAUUCAGAGACCACGAAGAUUCCUACUAUGCUGCCUGUUAAGAAGAGACCACUAGAUAUUGAUAACUGCAAUUCCUCGCACAGUUCAGCUAAGAAAUCAAAGGUGUCAGUAUGUGAUGAUGAUGAUGAUGAUGAUGAUCAUAUGCCUAUUUCAUGCAUAGUGAAAAGGUCGUCCAUUUCAGCUGAUAAACCACUUUCCGUGAUGAAGAAGCAACAAGAAGUCAGGAGUAAUGAGAGACCACUGGAUACUGAUAACUGCAAUUCCUCGCACAGCUCAGCUAAGAAAUCAAAGGUGUCAUUAUGUGAUGAUGAUGAUGAUGAUGAUGAUGAUGAUAUGCCUAUUUCAUGGAGAGUGAAAAGGUCGUCCAUUUCAGCUGAUGAACCACUUUCUGUGAUGAAGAAGCAACAAGAAGAGGAAUUUGUAUGCCCAGUCAAGGAGGAAUCAAAUCUUGGGAGCCAAGAAAACGACAUUGAGUUAAGAGAGAAUCGACUUAAAGGCCAACUAGAAGAGUUCAAAUCAAAAGAGAAGGAAUUUGAAGGUCGAGUGGAGGAGCUUGAGUUCAAAGUGAAUCAACUUAAAGGCCAAAUUAAGGAGUUUGAAUCAAAAGAGGAGCAAUCUGUAGAACAAGUGAAGGAUCUUGAAUUGAGAAAUAAGCAUUCUGAAAGCCUAAUGGAGGAGCUCAAAACCAGAGAGAAGAAACUUGAAGACCGAGUGGAGGAGCUUGAGUUAAAAGAGAAGAAACUAGAAGAUCGCGUGAAGGAAUUUGAAUUAAAAAUGAAGGAAUUCGAAAGCCAAGUAAAGGAGCAUAAAUCAGACAAGAGAAGAGAGAAGCAAAAUGAAGUAUCACUAAAAUCAAUUGAAGAGGAAAAUGAAUUGGGUAAAUAUUCUUCUUUAUCCAGCAUCUUCAUUUCAUCUGUUUCUGAUAUUGAUAUUUCUAGUCACCUGAUCUGCCUAAUUUGUUAA